ACAGUUGAAGAAUGAUUUAGGGACAGAAUAGCAAAAUGCUACCGCCCUUUCACUUCGCUGCGUUGCCGUAUGAACGCCACCUAGCUUGACGUGAUACGUCACAUCCGCUGUGAGAGAGGAGCGUGUUCAUUUGUGUGGAAUGUGCUGAGAGUUUUCUUUUCAUGUGGGCUUUUGGGGUUUUAUUUUAUUUUUCUGCAGGAAUGCCACGGUACUGCGCUGUGAAAGUCUGCAGAAACCGCAGGGGGGCAGCGUCAAGCCAUGACAACAAAAGAAUUAGCUUCUAUCCCUUUCCUUUGCAAGACAAGUCCAGGCUUCAGAAAUGGGUAGACAACAUGAAGCGGGAGGACUGGACGCCAAGUCGACAUCAGUACCUGUGCAGUGAGCAUUUCACAGAGGACUGCUUUGACGUCCGUUGGGGGAUUCGCUACCUGAAGACCACAUCCGUCCCCACCAUUUUUCCUUUCAUUCAAAAUGAGGGUGAGAAGAAUGGGACAACCAUUAAAAGGAGCCCCAAGAUCACCACGGAGACAUUGGACAGUGACUUUGACCCCGCUGGAUGUGAGUCCCCUCCGAGUAAGAGGCCACUCAUUUUGACCAGAACAUGUAAGGUCCAGUCAAGCACAACAACUGACAACAAGGAGCUGACGGGUUCCACUCAGGAAGGUAAAUCUGAGCCGCCAUCUGUCUCAGAGUCCCAUCACGCUGCUGGAGAGGUCGUUUCCAUAGAGCAGUCGGCGUCAGGUGUCACAGUGCUGUGCUGCGAGUCGUUGGACAUUUUCUCAGACAGCAUGGCGAGGGCAGAUCCGGGUUCGGCUCUUCACUUUCUCCCUGCGAAAAAAGCAGAUGAAGAACAUGUCGACUGCAUAUCGGAAGACUGGGAGUACAGUGAAGAAGAGCUCAUUUCUGCUUACGAACACUCAUACUGCAAACCGGACACGGACAAACAGCAGCUUUGGGGUAAGAUCAUGAGUUUGCACUCGAAGAUCUCAGAACUGAGCCGCAGGGAGAAAAGUACUGUGGCUAAAAUCCAGGCUUUGGAGACUGAGAUAGCACUUCUGAAGAGGGACGGUGCCAUGUUUAAAGAGAAGCAGAAAGUUUUAGAAGAUUGUAUGUCCUCUGUUUUGCUGUGAUUUUUUUUUUUUUUAUAUAUUUU
This is a messenger RNA of Thalassophryne amazonica, 1153 nucleotides long. Its product is annotated as THAP domain-containing protein 5-like. The transcript is spliced from 3 exons. The record is from RefSeq and is a predicted model, not a curated record. Lineage: Eukaryota; Metazoa; Chordata; Actinopteri; Batrachoidiformes; Batrachoididae. Gene Ontology annotation, cellular component: nucleus. Bases 162 to 1130 code for a protein of 322 amino acids.